CUCAGACAUUUAGCAGUUGUAUGAUCUUGGGCAAGUCACAUAACUACUGUCUGCCUCAGGAAAAUGCAGCUAAUAGAAGCUAUCUCCCAGGUCUCCUGUGAGGAUCAAAUGAGACACCAUUUGCAAACCUAUGAAAAAGGAAGGAAAAAAAGAUUGCUGCUGUUCAGUCCUGUACUACUAUGUGUGACUCCAUUUGGGAUUUUCUUGGAUACUUUAGUAGUUUGCCAUUUCCUUCUCCAACUCAACUUACUGAUGAGCAAACUGUCAAACAAGAUUCAACUUAGAUACUACUGACCCAACACUCUACCCACUGUGUCAUUAAUUAGAUCAUUAUUUGCCUCAUAUUUGCCAAAAUUAUCUUGUUUUUACUUUGUGUAUAUAUUUUCUUCAUUCAUUUAUAUGUGCACGUUUCUUCCUGACAGUAUAUAAACGACUCGAAGUCAGACUUUCAUUUUUGUCAUCCUAUCCCAAUGAUCUAGAACAGUGGUUGUUACAUCCUAAGUGCUUAAUAAAAGAUGCAGAGGGAAGGUUCCAGGAUAACGCUUAAGGUAGAGAAUAUAUGUAUGCAUAGGUGCAUUCAGGCAUACACACAGCAGCAAGGGGAGGUGGUUAGAGAUGACUAAAGGGAAGCUUGUAUGUGCUCGUUCUACCCCGCUUGGUCAAAGCCUAGGUCUCCUGCGUCUUUUGUUUCCCGGCCAGCCACAGCUUGGUCAGAUGCUAUUCCCGGGAGUAAAUAUGGGAUGGGGGAGACCAGACGUACCCGGUUCAUCAGUUACGUCUGAGUGGAAUUUUGUCUAAAUUACCCCGCGAGAAGAAGCCGCAGGACGUGCACGGGCACCCGGAAGGUGGAGAUGUGGGGGAGAGGUCCAAAUCCAGCAGACAGACGGUCCUCCACCAGUGCAUGAACUCGGGGCUCCCUCUGGGCCCCUGUCUUUGGGCGAGCACAGUGCAGUCCCACGUGAGCCCGCCUCCGCCGCCGCCAUCUUUCUGCGGGGCCGGGCUUCAGUCCGGGCUGCGGGAGCAGCUGCGGGGUUUCCCCGAUGGAGCCGCGGCCGCCUUUGCGGCUGCUGCUGUGGCUGCUGCUGCUGCUCCCGGCGACUCGGGGCAGUCGGAGGGAUUCAGGUCCAAAGUGGAAAGGAUUUAUUGACCAAAUUAACAAAUCUGUAGAGAACUACCAGUCAUGUUCAAAAGGAAACUGCAGUUGCCACCUUGGGGUCAUGGAGAAAGAUCUGGCCCCCUUCCAAGGAGGCAUUUCCAAAGAGAUGAUGGCCAAUGUGGUUAACCGGAAACUAGGGACGCACUAUCAGAUUAUCAAGAAUGAACUAUACAGAGAACAUGAUUGCAUGUUCCCUGCAAGGUGUAGUGGUGUGGAACACUUCAUUUUGGAAAUUAUUAACCACCUUCCUGACAUGGAGAUGGUGAUCAAUGUACGGGAUUAUCCUCAGAUUCCUAAGUGGAUGGAACCUAUCAUUCCAGUCUUCUCCUUCAGCAAGACUUCUGAGUACCAUGAUAUCAUGUAUCCUGCAUGGACAUUUUGGGAAGGGGGACCUGCUGUUUGGCCAAUUUAUCCUACGGGUCUUGGGCGAUGGGAUCUUUUAAGAGAAGAUCUUGCAAGGUCUGCAGAGAAGUGGCCAUGGGAAAAGAAAGUAUCAAAAGGAUACUUUAGAGGAUCUAGGACAAGUCCAGAGCGAGAUCCCUUAAUUCUUCUAUCUCGGGAAAAUCCAGGACUCGUUGAUGCAGAAUACACUAAAAAUCAGGCCUGGAAAUCUGAAAAAGAUACUCUUGGAAAACCACCUGCUAAGGAAGUCGCACUUGUGGAUCACUGCAAAUACAAAUACCUUUUUAAUUUUCGGGGUGUAGCUGCAAGUUUCCGGUUCAAACACCUUUUUCUGUGUGGCUCACUAGUCUUCCAUGUAGGUGAAGAAUGGCAAGAAUUCUUCUAUGCACAGCUAAAACCAUGGGUUCAUUAUAUCCCAGUCAAUACAGAUCUAUCCAAUGUCAGGGAACUCCUACAAUUUGUGAAAGAAAAUGAUGAUCUAGCCCAUGAGAUUGCUGAGAGGGGGCGACAAUUUAUCAUCAACCACUUGAAGAUGGAUGACAUUUCCUGUUACUGGAAGAUUUUGUUGACUGAAUAUUCUAAAACCUUGUCCUACAAAGUGAAGAAAAAGAAAGAUUAUAGCAAAAUUUCCCCUAAACCUUUGAAAACAGAACUUUAAAAACUACUGUGAUCCUCAUGGAAGAGGGACUUCAUUUAGAAAUCUUUGUGAUAAGAUGCAGAGUAUUUCAUUUAUUUGAAUGAAAUUAUACUUGUCUGUGGUAACUUGUGUCUUAUAAGACUCUGUCAUCUAAUUCUGACCAAAUAACUGGUCUCCCUUAUCUUUCUAUAAUGAGAGACUAGAAAGAUCCAAACUUGCCGAGUCACACAUCAAUAGAACGGAUUUUAGAAGACAGAUUUGUUAUCAGAGAAUCUAGUAUAUAAUCCUGGCUCUGUUGGACAAGUUAUUAAGCUUUCUAGGCCUUGGUUUUCUUAUUUAUAAAACAAAAAUGUUAAACUAGAGGCUCUUGAAGAAGGUCUCUUUUAGCGCUAGUUUAUGAUCAUAUAAAUAGCUUUUUUUUUUUUUUUUUUUUUGCUUUACACUAAAUAUCAACUAAAAAUCAGACUGUGAGUUUUUAUGUCUGUGUCUUGGAUUAGCUUUGUACAAUCUAUGCCUCUUUUUACUUAUCUAUGUAAGAAUCAUGCUAGUUAUAUAUGUGAUCACUGUGAAAUGAAUAAUAUCUUUUUAGAUCUUUUGGGUAAAUUAUCUAGAUGAAACAAGUUGUCAUUUGGAAACAUCAUAGGUUCUGUCUCUGGAAUUCACUGUUUCCUAGGUUUGAGCCUGCUAGCUAAUUUUAAUUGAUGUAUAUAAAAUAUUUAGGGAUCAUUUACUGAAAGAUCCAUGGGAACAGAAAGAUGUGUCAUGCAAAUUUUUUUACUUUUUAAAAAAAUAUAUAAAUUUUUUUGUACUUGGGUAAGAAAGAUUUUAUAUUUUUGUGUUAAAUGGAACCAAUUCUUAAUUAUUGCAAUUGGACUUCUAACUUCACUUCUAGUCUUCUCAUAGCACAUUUUAUUGAAUUUAUUCACUCAAAUUAACAUGAAUUUGUUAAGCACUACUAUAUAUUAGCUACUGUGCUAAGCAUUGGGGAGAUAAAUAAAAGCAAAAACAAUCCUUGCCUUAAAGCAGUUUAUAACACAUAUUUAAAUAGGUACAUAAAUACAGAUAUAGAGUAGAUGAAAGGUAACUUUAGAGGCAAAGGCUACAGCAAUUCAAAACAAUUUCAAAAAGCUAUCUGUAUUUGCAUCUUUUUUAAAAAGGUAGCAGAAGCUAUAUAUGCAAAACACACAAAUCUUUACUACUUACUGGAAUUGACACUAGUAAGAAUUAUAAUGAGUAUAUAUUUUGUGUGUAACACCAGUAAUACACUUAAAUAAAUAUUGCCAGCUGAAAUUUGUGGCACUUG
This is a messenger RNA of Sarcophilus harrisii (Tasmanian devil), 3498 nucleotides long. It is a transcript of the gene POGLUT1, whose product is annotated as protein O-glucosyltransferase 1. Gene Ontology annotation, biological process: positive regulation of Notch signaling pathway; protein O-linked glycosylation. The record is from RefSeq and is a predicted model, not a curated record. The transcript has 11 exons. Gene Ontology annotation, cellular component: endomembrane system. Lineage: Eukaryota; Metazoa; Chordata; Mammalia; Dasyuromorphia; Dasyuridae. Bases 1041 to 2216 code for a protein of 391 amino acids. Gene Ontology annotation, molecular function: UDP-xylosyltransferase activity; UDP-glucosyltransferase activity.